Molecule: messenger RNA, 3320 nt
Organism: Filobasidium floriforme
Lineage: Eukaryota; Fungi; Basidiomycota; Tremellomycetes; Filobasidiales; Filobasidiaceae
Product: RNA dependent RNA polymerase-domain-containing protein
Exons: 4
Coding region: 267-3206 (979 amino acids)
Biological process (GO): siRNA processing
Cellular component (GO): nuclear RNA-directed RNA polymerase complex
Molecular function (GO): RNA-directed RNA polymerase activity
Source: RefSeq, a predicted model, not a curated record
ACAAUAAACUCAUUGAUACCGCAACAACACAGUAUGCAGGACUAGUCCUCUUAGCCGGUCUUUUCCUUUUAUUUUCUUCUUGGACGACGAUGGGACCCGGGAUAUAGUCAGGACCAUACACGACCCUAUUCCAAUUUAUACUUCACGUCGCGUCUCAAUCACGCUCUUUCCUUUGAAUCCCCUUUUUCCGAUUUCGACACCUUCAACUCCAACCUCCUCCUCAUAUCACGCUAGAAUCAAGGGAUCGAAUAGGGGUAUCUCCUCGGAUGCUGCUUUCCAGCUCGCAAGGCUUGCUAGCCGAGUGGGACUGGGAGACCGGAGAGCAGGACUUGGUAGAUUCAGACGAGGACAGGGAUGAGGAUGAGGAACUCGGAUUGGGUCUGAAGCGCAAGUCGUGCAGGUUGGAGAGGAAUGAGAUUCGGGUCGAGGUUAUAGCCGAGGAAGAGGAGGAUGGGGAAGAGGAGGAAGAAGAAGAAGAAGAAGAGGAAGAAGAAGAGGAAGAAGAAGAAGAGGUUGAGGAGGAAAAGGUACAAGAGGUAGAUGAGGAGGAAGAAGAAGAAGAAGAGGAAGAGGUCGAGUUCCAACCCCAGAGAAAGCUUUGGAGCAGGACGGACACUUCGACGACGCUGCCGCUCGAAACUCAAGGGUCGACGACGAGGGUCAGCGCGUUGUUGGAUGACAGGCCGCAUAAACGCUUGCGUAUCGAAUCGGGAGGAAGCCUGUUCGGAUCUCGUCCACUGAGCACACCCGACGUACCUAGCAAGGACAACUCGAAUACCCUUACUCCUGCCGAGUUGGAGUUGGGAUUGGAGGACGACGGGUUUCCUAUCGACGACGCCCUCAUCGCAGCGCUGAACAACGGAUACGUGUACGACCCCAAACUCCGUCCGUACGUCUGCAGGCAACUCGAGAGCGGGCUCGAUAUCUCUCCCGCACCAGGCCCGUCGGAGGGUUGUCGUGCGUACCGGCUGUUCCCGGCGAACAGGUUCUUGUGGUAUCAAUUCAAACGACCUCGGUCUAUGGACGAAGUGUAUCGCAAGCUGGAUAGGGUGAUCAAGCAUCAGGGGAAAGAGUUUGUAUUCCUCGGCACGACGGAAUCGAGGCUCCGGACGGAGAGCGUGUGUUUUUUCCAGGAAUCGUCUACGCUCACAGCGAAGGAUGUUAGGGAAUCGCUGGGUGAUUUGGCUGGCGUGUUCAUGAAAGACGGUCCGGGGAAAUACGUCGCGAGGAUGGGCCUGAGUUUUACAAAGACCGAGGAGACGAUCGAGGUCCCUCCCGAGCGGGUGGGGUACAUCGAGGAUGUGGUGGCACCGGAUGGAAAGGCGUAUACGGAUGGGUGUGGGUGUAUCUCGGAAGAAGCUGCUGGGCGUGUGGCAAGGGCGUUAGGGUUGAGCUUUAUACCUACAGCCUUUCAGAUGAGGUACGGGGGAGCAAAAGGCAUGCUAGUCACUUACGGCCAGCAAGACCUCUUGCGCAUGUUUGGAGAGGAAAAGGACAUCUACCUCCGACCGUCCAUGUGCAAGUACUCGGCACCGCAGUUCCAGCACCUCGAGAUCCACGGAUGGUCUAAACCCCGUGAUCGACCGGCUAAACUGCAACGAGCGUUCAUCCAGGUCUUGCAUACCCUCGGGCUCCCGUAUGAACGGUUUCGGGAGAUGACGCUCGCAGAGAUCGACCGGGUACAGUCCAUCGCGCUGGACCGUGACAAGGCGUUGGCUUGGCUCGAAAGGGACGGGGCGGAGUUGGAUAGCGGGGAGAUCACCAUGACCGAUACGGCGUACCGGAUGAUCAAGGCCGGGCACGACGUCAAGGAACCUAGGGUGCAAGAGUUGACGGGCAGGAUGAUCGGCGCGUUCAUGGUCUCGUUUCGUGAGAAACUCUCCAUCCCGGUCUCUCAGUCGGCUUUCGUUUACGGUAUUUGCGACGAGACACGGACGUUGAAGGAGAACGAGGUGGUCGUACACGCCUCGAGGUACGGAUAUAUUACGGGCAAGGUCUUGGUCAGCCGUUCGCCUUGUGGACAUCCGGGAGAUUUCCGUCUGCUUGAAGCCGUCAGACCGCCCCUGGGACCGCAAUGGAAGAACUGUAUCGUCUUCCCUAUGGCAGGUCGUCAACCCGUCGCCGAUCAAAUGUCGGGAGGUGAUCUGGAUGGGGACGAAUUCUUCAUCACGUGGAACGAGGAGCUCUUCCCGCCCAACAUCGUGCCCGCUGAUCCACGUACGCCUAGACCAAAGAUCCCGUUUGCGCACACCAAGGAGUACUCGGAUGAAUACCUGGUCUCGUGCAUCAAACGACACGUCGCUUCCCAGUUGCUCAACUAUGAGAUCGGCAAGACGCACAACAUGUGGGAAGAGAUGACGGAAGAAUCCGUCGAGGGGGCCGCCUCGAAGCUGUCCCUCUACCUGAACACGCGGUACGAAGCCGCUAUGGAUACCAACAAGUCGGGGGAAGAGAUCCCACCCAUGCCGACCGAGGCCGAGGUGGAAGCGUGGCGCGGUCCACGACGACCCUUUGGACCGAUCCAUCAAUUGCGUAGUUUGGUCCCCGCUGCUGGAUUGCCCCUGAAUCGAGCGAUCUUUGAGACGCCACGCAAGUCGACCCAUGAGAGGGAGAAUGCCGAAUGGGUCAGUAGCGAGGUGAGGCUCGAGUUCCAGCUCGACCCGGAUUUAGUGUACAAGCCGGAACAUCCUUCUUACAAGGGGUUCCGGGACGAGUUUCAUAAGAUGAGGAAGGGGUAUGGCGGGUUGCUCGCCCAGGCCCAAAGACGACUCGAAGGGGCGAACCGCCCACUACAAGGCAAAGCCACCUCGCCCUCUAAACGACAAGACGACUCGUUCCGCAGAAACAUCAACAAGCUACUAGAAGAACAGGAACACGCCAUCCUAGAGAGUUUCCGAGUGAAACACUUCACCUUGCCCAACACGGACGACAUGCUCGACCUCGACCCGCUGUUGAUCAAGGCCUCUGCUUUUUACGUCGCAGGGUACGACGCGAUCCGGAGCGGGGAAUGGAAUCGACCUAAACCGGCCCUGGCGUGGCUGGGGGAAGACCUCCUCAACAUGCGCAAGGCGUACUGCGUGACACGGCAGAACGGACAUCCUCGGCUGGCCGCCUCGGUCGCCUUUGUACCGCGUAAAAGUAAACUGUUUAAAAGCGAAGGCGGGUCUAAUGGAGGGCCCGUACGCACCGAUUCGAAUUCUGCAUAGAAUAAUUGAGAGGAUCUUCUUCUUCUUGUAUAUACCCCACGAGCACGGCCAGACUUGUACAUACUUGACACGAAUGUAAACCUUGUAACGACGACAUGCAUCAUACUCAUCAUA